Zophobas morio is the source of this 1520-nucleotide messenger RNA. It is a transcript of the gene sll, whose product is annotated as adenosine 3'-phospho 5'-phosphosulfate transporter 1. Gene Ontology annotation, molecular function: 3'-phosphoadenosine 5'-phosphosulfate transmembrane transporter activity. The transcript has a single exon. Gene Ontology annotation, cellular component: Golgi membrane; endoplasmic reticulum membrane. Gene Ontology annotation, biological process: transmembrane transport. The coding region runs from base 152 to 1459 and encodes 435 amino acids. The record is from RefSeq and is a predicted model, not a curated record. Lineage: Eukaryota; Metazoa; Arthropoda; Insecta; Coleoptera; Tenebrionidae.
UGUAAUCAACUGUCAAAGUCUAAAGUUGUAGGUUAGUGCAAGACUAACCAAAAAACAUAAAAAGAAGAUGAAAUCGAUCACAUUUUUAUUACUAUAACUUCAUAGUGGCUUCUGGUUUGAAAUUGGGCAUUCCGUUGAAUGCCUGUAAACAAUGCCGAGCAGAACUCCACUUAUAAUUUGCUUCAUUGCCUCGUCGACUGCAGCAUUUAUUUAUGUGAUAAACAAAUGUUUAGCUAAAACACAAUUGGUUCAACAUGUUCCUGAAGAAUACCUUUGGCUACCACAUGCUUUAACGAACAUUUUAGGAUACAUGAUUGUGUUACUUCCCGGAUAUUUGACGUACAAGUAUGUUCAAAAGGUCAACUAUUUAAAUUAUGGUGGAGAAGGUUUUUGUAUGCGUACGAUUGGCAUUUGCUUUGGUGAAGAAGAAUUCAUACUGAAUCCACAAAGUAAAGUGCAACCAAUCCAAAGACCAACUUCUAAUGAAAUAUUUUCAAUCGGUUAUCAUUUUGUUGGCUUGCAAAUUUCUUAUUUAACUUGGGGAGUUCUUCAAGAAAAGGUAAUGACUCAAGAGUAUCAAAGUAACAACGCUGGUCCAGAACACUUCAAGGAUUCUCAGUUUUUAGUAUUUGUAAAUAGAGUUCUAGCAUUUUUAAUGUCUGGUUUAUGUAUAUUAAUUUAUAAGCAAAAUCGACACAGAUGUCCUUUAUAUAAAUAUGCUUAUUGUUCAUUAUCUAAUAUUAUGAGUUCGUGGUGUCAGUAUGAAGCAUUGAAAUAUGUCUCUUUCCCACAUCAAGUGCUUGCAAAAGCUGCCAAAACAAUUCCUGUAAUGAUAAUGGGAAAAGUAAUUUUAAAAGUUAAAUAUGAAUAUUAUGAAUAUGUUACUUCUGUCAUUUUAUCUAUAGGAAUGUUGAUUUUUAUGCUUAAUGCGGGUAACGACCGUGCACAUUCAUCAGUUACCACAUUUUCAGGCGCAAUUCUCUUAGUGUUAUAUAUUACCUGUGAUAGUUUCACUUCAAAUUGGCAAGGAACGUUAUUUAAAACAUACAACGUCAGUCCUAUUCAAAUGAUGUGCUUUGUCAACUUUUUUUCCUGUAUUUUUACAUCUGUUUCGCUAUUACAACAAGAAGCUUUUUUAGACUCUCUUGAUUUUAUGUUUAAAUAUCCACAGUUUAUUUUAGAUUGCUUUUUAUUGUCCGUUUGUUCAGCUGUCGGGCAAUUAUUUAUUUUUAGUACUAUUUCAAAAUUUGGCCCAUUGGUCUUUGCCAUAAUAACUACAAUACGUCAGGGUUUGUCAAUACUGCUAAGUUGUAUUAUAUAUAAUCAUCAUCUUAAUGUAAUAGGAAUUUUUGGUAUUGCGCUUGUUUUUGUAAGUGUCUUACUACGAAUAUAUUGCGGACAAAGGCUUAAAAAAGUGCAGAAAAGUAAUGUUAUAAAAACACAGAGAAUCUCUGUUUAAUCGAAAUAUUUAAUGUGUACAAUUGUGAUUGUAACAAGAAUAAAUUGUUUAGUCUCAUUUA